CGUUCUGUACGUCCGCUAAAUAACGGUGGCGAAAUUCUCCCGGCAAAAAUGAAUGGCGCGCUGCUCGCCCUGUUGUUGGCUGCAUUGGCCCUUGCAGAGGUCCAAAGCGGAUUGGCAGGACACGCGCACAGUUUCGCGCGCUUUCAUGGACCAGUCGUAGGGCCCGGCCACGAAGUGGCUGUCCACAAUGAGCACGGCCAUCAUCAUAUAGACUAUGUCGCGCAUCCCAAGUACGAGUUCGCGUAUGGAGUCGAGGAUCAUCACACUGGCGAUUAUCACGGGCAGAAAGAAUACAGAAACGGAAAAGUGGUCAUCGGUGAGUACACCGUCAAGGAACCGGGCGGUAACAUCAGAACCGUGACCUACCACGCUGAUCCGCACGGUGGAUUUUUUGCUCACGUCCACAACUCAGGCGGUAAUAACCAUCACGGCGGUACAUACGGCGGUUACGGGCACCAGUGGCACCAUUGAGGGCAUCAAGAAACCUAAGUGUGAUAUAUGACGCUAAGACGCUUAAGGGCCACAGGUCACUUCUCGCCUCGCGU
Molecule: messenger RNA, 545 nt
Organism: Wasmannia auropunctata (little fire ant)
Lineage: Eukaryota; Metazoa; Arthropoda; Insecta; Hymenoptera; Formicidae
Product: cuticle protein 7-like
Exons: 3
Coding region: 49-471 (140 amino acids)
Cellular component (GO): extracellular matrix
Source: RefSeq, a predicted model, not a curated record